UCAUCGGCUGCAUAAGCAGCGAGAUCAAAAGUGAGCCUUUUCUGAUUGCUGCAUAGUGUCAAUUGGCCAAUCUCUUCUCCCAGGGAAAAAAAAAAGUAAAUCAAACCUUUGAGAAGCAUUUGCUGGUUGAAGUGCUUUCUGUCUAGUGAGGGGGUCUGUGGAUUUUAGCUUAUGAUAAAUAGGACUUUAAGAACCAGGGACGGGAGGGUGAGCAUCCAGGUUCUAGAGCUAUGCAGCUGGAGCACUGCCUUUCUCCUUCGAUCAUGCUCUCCAAGAAAUUCCUCAAUGUGAGCAGCAGCUACCCACAUUCAGGCGGCUCUGAGCUUGUCUUGCACGAUCAUCCCAUUAUCUCGACCACUGACAACCUGGAGAGAAGUUCACCUUUGAAAAAAAUUUCCAGGGGGAUGACGAACCAGUCAGAUACAGACAAUUUCCCUGACUCCAAGGACUCACCAGGGGACGUCCAGAGAAGUAAACUCUCUCCUGUCUUGGACGGGGUCUCUGAGCUUCGUCACAGUUUCGAUGGCUCUGCAGCAGAUCGUUACCUCCUCUCUCAGUCCAGCCAGCCACAGUCUGCGGCCACUGCUCCCAGUGCCAUGUUCCCGUACCCCAGCCAGCACGGACCGGCGCACCCCGCCUUCUCCAUCGGCAGCCCCAGUCGCUACAUGGCCCACCACCCGGUCAUCACCAACGGAGCUUACAACAGCCUCCUGUCCAACACCUCACCGCAGGGCUACCCCACGGCCGGCUACCCCUACCCACAGCAAUACGGCCACUCCUACCAAGGAGCCCCGUUCUACCAGUUCUCCUCCACCCAGCCGGGAUUGGUGCCCGGCAAAGCGCAGGUGUACCUGUGCAACAGGCCACUUUGGCUGAAAUUUCACCGGCACCAAACGGAGAUGAUCAUCACCAAACAGGGAAGGCGCAUGUUUCCUUUUUUAAGUUUUAACAUUUCUGGUCUCGAUCCCACGGCUCAUUACAAUAUUUUUGUGGAUGUGAUUUUGGCGGAUCCCAAUCACUGGAGGUUUCAAGGAGGCAAAUGGGUUCCUUGUGGCAAAGCGGACACCAAUGUGCAAGGAAAUCGGGUUUAUAUGCAUCCGGAUUCCCCCAACACUGGGGCUCACUGGAUGCGCCAAGAAAUCUCUUUUGGAAAAUUAAAACUUACGAACAACAAGGGAGCCUCAAAUAACAAUGGGCAGAUGGUGGUUUUGCAGUCCCUGCACAAGUACCAGCCCCGCCUGCAUGUGGUGGAAGUGAACGAGGACGGCACGGAGGACACCAGCCAGCCGGGCCGCGUGCAGACAUUCACUUUCCCGGAGACUCAAUUCAUCGCUGUCACAGCCUACCAGAACACCGAUAUUACACAACUGAAAAUAGAUCACAAUCCCUUCGCAAAAGGAUUCCGAGAUAAUUAUGAUACGAUCUACACGGGCUGCGACAUGGACCGCCUGACCCCUUCGCCCAACGACUCCCCUCGCUCGCAGAUCGUGCCCGGCGCCCGCUACGCCAUGGCGGGCUCUUUCCUGCAGGACCAGUUCGUGAGCAACUACGCCAAGGCCCGCUUCCAUCCCGGGGCAGGCGCGGGCCCGGGGCCGGGCACGGACCGCAGCGUGCCUCACACCAACGGGCUGCUGUCUCCUCAGCAGGCCGAGGAGCCGGGCGCGCCGUCGCCACAGCGCUGGUUCGUGACUCCCGCCAACAACCGGCUGGACUUCGCGGCGUCGGCCUACGACACGGCCACGGACUUCGCGGGUAACGCGGCCACGCUGCUCUCGUACGCGGCGGCGGGCGUGAAGGCGCUGCCGCUGCAGGCCGCCGCCGGCUGCACGGGCCGCCCGCUCGGCUACUACGCCGCCGACCCGUCGGGCUGGGGCGCGCGCAGCCCUCCGCAGUACUGCGGCAAGUCGGGCUCCGUGCUGCCCUGCUGGCCCAACAGCGCCGCGGCCGCCGCGCGCAUGGCCGGCGCCAACCCCUACCUGGGCGACGACGCCGACGGCCUGGCUGCAGAGCGCUCCCCGCUGGCUCCCGGCGCGGGCGCGGCCGACGACGCCAAGCCCAAGGACCUGUCCGAUUCCAGCUGGAUCGAGACGCCGUCGUCUAUCAAGUCCAUCGACUCGAGCGACUCGGGGAUUUACGAGCAGGCCAAACGCAGGCGGAUCUCGCCCGCCGACACGCCCGUGUCCGAGAGCUCUUCCCCGCUCAAGAGCGAGGUGCUGGCCCAGCGGGACUGCGAGAAGAACUGCGCCAAGGACAUAGGCGGCUACUACGGCUUCUACUCGCACAGCUAGGCCGCAGGGGCCAGGUCCCAGCCCCACGCGCCCCUGCAGGCCGCCCCAGCUCCUCCGCCCCGUUCCUCCUCUUCCUCCUCCCCAGGCCCACGAUCCUGUCCUCGGCCCUCGGUGACCCGUCUGCGCGCAAUCAGUGCAGGCCUCCCUCCAAGAGUUUAAACUUGGCUUUCUCUCUCCCCUUCACCUCUUGCACAGCCACGUCUGCAAGUUAGCGCACCGACCUUCAAGCUUUGCUGUUAACCUUCUGGUUUUUCCAAUUUUUCCUGCCUGUGAAGUUAUCCUCUUCACAGUCCUCCUCCCACCCCUCGUCUUUGUUUUUCUUCUCACCCGCUACCUCCUCCCCUCCCCCCCAGUGAAACUUCACCUUUAGGAGACCUGGGCAGUCCUGUCAGGCAGCAGAUUCCCGACCCGCCUUGUUUUUGCCUCCCCAUUAACCAUAGGAUGUUGACUCUAGAACCUGGACCCACCCAGCGCGUCCUUUCUUAUCCCCGAGUGGAUGGAUGGAUGGAUGGUAGGGAUGUUAAUAAUUUUAGUGGAACAAAGCCUGUGAAAUGAUUGUAUAUAGUGUUAAUUCAUUGUAACGAAUGGCUAGUUUUUAUUCUCAUUGUCAAGGCACAAAACCAGUUCAUGCUUAACCUUUUUAUUACUUUCUUUUCCUUCCUUUGCUUUUCUUUAUCUCCUCUCAUUCUUUCUCUCUUCUUUUUAUUUUCUUGUGAGAUAUUAAAUAUUCUAGGAGGCUCUGGAAACUUGAAACACUCCACAGUGAUGGCUUUCUCACUUCUCAAGUCAGUGUAUGAUAUAAUUACUAUUGUGCCUAGUGCACACAAAAUAGCUAAGGAGAAUCCACCGGAACACCUGUAAAAGAUAGGUGUCUGUUCAUACGCAACUCGAUUAAGUGGCAUGAUACCUGCCAAGCAGAGAUAACUGGAGUAUGUUUUCCUCCCUUACUUCUAAAUAGAAUAGCUCGACAUCAGCAAUAUUAUUUUGCCUUAUUUGUUUUUCCCCAAAGUGCCAAAUCCAUUACUGGUCUGUGCAGGUGCCAAAUAUGCUGACGAACUGUUUCUGAGUAUCUUUUCAGCCCCUCCACCUUUAUAUGCUGUAAAUCUUUGUAAUGAAUAUCCACUAAUGAUAUAGAUGACUGAAUUGUUGGUAACUAUAGUGUAGUCUAGUGAAGAUGAAUUGUGUGAGUUGUAUAUUUUACUGCGUUUUAGUUUUGACAAUGAUCUCCCCCACUACAUAGAAACAGCUGAAAUUUGACUUUCUUGGGAAGACACUAGCAUUAUUGCAAGUAAGGCUGAUUCUUCCGGACCCAAGUCUUGUUAUAUUUGAUAAGGAGCAUUAAUCCCCCCCGGAAAUAGAUUAGUAGGAUUUCUAAUGUUGUGUAGCAAACUUAUACUUUUUUUUGUACUUUAAUGUGAAAUAUGCAUCAUACACAAUAUUCAACCUAGAUUCCAGUCCAUAGGGGGGAUUUUUUUUUUCCCAAUAGGAAUUCAGGGUCUAAACGUGUGUAUACUUUGGCUCUUCUGUAAAUCAAAUGUUGUGAUUUUUAUAUUUGUUUCGUUUUGUCUGUGAAUUGAAUAAUUUAUACAAGUACACACUCCAUUGAGAAACGUUUUCUUCUUUUCUUUUUCUUUUCUUUUUGCUCGUUUGUAUCGUCUGUGUAUAACAAGUAAAAUAAACCUGCUACAAUGCUAA
Molecule: messenger RNA, 3983 nt
Organism: Jaculus jaculus (lesser Egyptian jerboa)
Lineage: Eukaryota; Metazoa; Chordata; Mammalia; Rodentia; Dipodidae
Gene: Tbr1
Product: T-box brain transcription factor 1
Exons: 6
Coding region: 231-2288 (685 amino acids)
Biological process (GO): regulation of neuron projection development; regulation of transcription by RNA polymerase II; cell fate specification
Cellular component (GO): nucleus
Molecular function (GO): RNA polymerase II cis-regulatory region sequence-specific DNA binding; DNA-binding transcription factor activity, RNA polymerase II-specific
Source: RefSeq, a predicted model, not a curated record